This is a messenger RNA of Linum trigynum, 219 nucleotides long. The record is from the annotation of a GenBank genome assembly. Lineage: Eukaryota; Viridiplantae; Streptophyta; Magnoliopsida; Malpighiales; Linaceae.
AUGCCCAUCAAACAAACCGAUAUCAACCUCCUUUCCAACAGAAAUCAAAGACCUGUAACAUAUUUCCAAUUAGGUGCCUCGAACAAGGUUAUGCCGAUGCUUAAUGCCCACAAUAACAGCACUGGAGACAGCAUGAUCCCCAAGGACAUCACCAUCAAAGACACGGGAACAAGCAGAAAGGGCCUAGGCACCAAAAACAACGGGACACCCAGUCGAUAA